This is a messenger RNA of Amphimedon queenslandica, 1471 nucleotides long. RefSeq lists its product as uncharacterized. Lineage: Eukaryota; Metazoa; Porifera; Demospongiae; Haplosclerida; Niphatidae. The transcript has 5 exons. The coding region runs from base 235 to 1416 and encodes 393 amino acids. The record is from RefSeq and is a predicted model, not a curated record.
UGGAGGAGGAAAAAUGGGAGCAGAGCCACUCGCCGUGUCUUAGCUGAAGCAUGUAGGAAUGCAGAAGAGUUAGCUCUAGCUGAAAGAAUAGAAGGAAAGCCUCAGUCAAAAGCUAAACCUGUUCUAGCUACACCGAUCCAAGCCACACCUACUGAGCUAAGCAGUAGUGCACCCACACACUACUCAUGCAGAGAGCCUAUUCAAGCUCAAGACUUUUUUCCUGAAGUUCAAAGAAUGCCAGAAGCUCCAGACAGAGUUCAGUUUGAUUUCCCUAAUCAACAGAGUUUGUCUGCUGCUUCAUCUCUUCCUUCAGCUACAAACCAACAGUCCAUGUCACCAGGUGAUCCUCCUGCUAUUGGUUCGUCCGUUAGCUCUUCUAUAGCUCAAUCUAUCACUAUUACUGAUGUAGAUUUACCCGAUAAUGAACUGAUAACUGGUACUAGUUCUGCACUACUUAGCCUAUCUCAUGUCAGCAACACUGAAGCUAAAGGGCUCAGCACUACCUCAUCUGCAACAAGUGCUGCUGUUAGAAGUCCUGAUCAUUCAAUGUCAUCAACAAGCACUGCAAUUUCAAGAGAUAAUCCACCCAGUACUAGCUCAUCACUGCCUCCUAGUUCUGUCAUCACAGUUAAGGAUUUACAAGCUAUAUUUAUGAAAUACUUUUCUACAAUUGCUGAAACCAUAAAAUUAGAUUCUGUUACUUUUGCAACCCAACUGAUGUCAGCAUCUAUCAUUGAUUCUUCUGUAGUUCAAAAGGUCACUUUCACUCAAGGAUGGACUCCACCCCAACAGGCAAAUACCGUACUUUUUGCUGUUGACACUGGACUGAAGAAUUUUAAAGAUCCAGUCAAGUUGUUCAUAGACUUUUGCUCUGUUCUUCAAGACUAUGUUCAUGCAAAAGAGAUUGCAAUUGACAUGAUGCGGGAUGCUAAUUUAAGUUUUCCUGAAGCUCCACCACUUGUAGUUCACCACAGCACUACUCCUACUGUUGCUAUUCCUCCUCCAACUCACACUCCUAGUGCUCAUGGUACUGCUAUGGCAGGAGCCUCUACCUCUACUUCAACUGGUAUUGUUGCUGAAGCACCUUCAUGUGAUUUCUCUCAAUAUCACGAUGUUAAUAGGUACGGACAACCUACUAUGAUUGAGUUGCUGAACUGGAUUGUUGCUAAAAAUCCCAGUAUUUGGAAUGAAGUUGGGAGCCAGUUAGGCAUAUCAGAUGGGAAUCUGAAUGCUAUACAGAGGAAUAUUUCAUUUGGAGCAAACCCCAAACUCCUUUUUAAAGGAGUUUUGUCUUUAUGGGAAACAAGUCGCUCUAGGCCUUAUACCUGGGGGACUAUCUUAAAUGCACUGGCUUCUCCUAUUGUUGAACAAGUUGGACUUGCACAAGAUGUUGCUAGAAAACUGGACAGUAAAUAAUAUGUAAUUUAAAUGAUGAUGGAUGAUUUAAUUAAAGACCAUGAAUCUUGGUGUA